Anoplopoma fimbria (sablefish) is the source of this 4140-nucleotide messenger RNA. RefSeq names its product Scm polycomb group protein like 2 (gene scml2). Gene Ontology annotation, molecular function: protein binding. The transcript has 14 exons. The record is from RefSeq and is a predicted model, not a curated record. Bases 311 to 2374 code for a protein of 687 amino acids. NCBI's taxonomy places the organism in Eukaryota, Metazoa, Chordata, Actinopteri, Perciformes, Anoplopomatidae. Gene Ontology annotation, cellular component: nucleus. Gene Ontology annotation, biological process: regulation of DNA-templated transcription.
CGGUGGACAUGCGCGGAACUGCAGCGAAUAUGGCGGCUUGCAUCUGAUGGAAAGUGAGGAAUCUCCCAUCAAAACACCCAGUUUCAGACGGUCGGUAUACGGCUCAUGUCUCGUUAUUAGUCUCAUGUGCUGCCAGUGAGUGGGUUUCUCUCUGGGUUGCGAUCCAAAGCGGUGCUCCUUCCUGCUGUGCGUCCCUGCAGAGGAAGGACAACAGACUGUGUUUCUGUGCAGGCGGACAGCUCGUGUCUGUGUAGGUAACGUUCUGCAGUACUCCAGCUCCUCUGAAGCUGCACGUUUCACUUUGGUCAUCAUGGGCCGAACACCACACAGAGAUCAAAAAGAGGAGAAAGAGAGACAAAGCAGCAUCACAGCAGGAUCUCCCCUCGACAAAUCUAAUGAACCGUUCAGUUGGGAAGACUAUCUGAGAGAAACAUCCUCCACUGCAGCAUCGCCUAAUUCAUUCAAACAGUCCAGAGUCCCACCCUCCAAUGACUUUAAAGCAGGGAUGAAACUUGAGGCGCGGGACCCUCGCAACUCAAACUCUGUGUGCAUUGCAACGGUGAUGGGCAUGAUGGGUACUCGUCUUCGCUUGCGCCUGGAUGGAAGUGACAACACCAACGACUUCUGGAGACUGAUAGACUCAUUAGACAUCCAACCAAUAGGAACCUGCGAGAGGAAUGGAGACAUGCUGCAGCCUCCGCUGGGUUUCAGGAUGAACGCUUCGUCAUGGCCUAUGUUCCUCCUAAGGACGCUGAGUGGAGCAGAGAUGGCCCCUGCCUCUGCUUUUAAAAAGGAACCACCCACCCCAGCUAAAAACUACUUCCUGCCUGGUAUGAAGCUGGAGGCGGUGGACAGAAAGAACCCUUACCUGAUUUGUCCUGCCACAGUUGGAGAAGUCAGAGGUCAGGAGAUUUUCGUCAUGUUUGACGGCUGGCGAGGUGCCUUUGACUAUUGGUGCCCCUUCGACUCCAGAGACAUCUUCCCCGUCGGCUGGUGUGCCCUGACAAAACACAGCCUGCAGCCACCUGGAAAUUUCUUUACCCUCCCUGGUGCGCUCCUCGCACCCGUUUCUUCCACCUCAGCCUCCCUUACUGCACGUCGCUCCUCUUCCAACUCCUCCUCCUCCUCCUCCAUGCAGACCUCAUACCGACUGCCCAACCCCUUGCCACCGCUGCCUGUGCGCAAGGGUGUCCGAGGUCGUCGUCCCAAAUCCCAGACUAUUGCUUUGUUGAAGGCAGCGGCCGAAGCUGCGGCAGCAGCGGCAGUAAAUGGAGCAUCACAGAGCCCUGCCAGAACGAGCACUGAGUCUCAACUGGCCCCCAGACCACACAAGAAGAGAGGGCCCAAGCCCAAGAACAAGAAGAAGCCUCGGGUGGUGCAAUCUCCUGGGGCACCAGCAGUUAUAGUUCCACCUCCAGAGACCAGACUGAACUCCAGAGACGUCCCAGCAGACAACAACCAUAGCAACAGCUCAAAUGUAGUUUGCACAGUGUGUGUCUAUGUAAACAAGCACGGUGACUAUGGCCCGCAUCUUGACAGAAAGCUAGUGCAGCAGCUCCCGGACCACUUUGGUCCAGCUCCAGUCAACGCAGUGCUUCAGCAGGCUGUCCAGGCAUGCGUGGACUGUACGUACCAGCCCUCCGUGAUGCUGUCCUUCCUACAGAGCCAGUCACAUACAGGAGGAGAGGUCAUCAGAGUGCGGUCAGAGCAUGGUAUCCGCUACGUGAAGCUGCCCUCCGCUUCCAGUACGUCUUCUGUGCUGCGGUUCCUGGAGAACAUGUGCCUACACCUGGAGAGUGACAGCCUGUUCAGCUCGCAGCCAUUCAGCCCGUUCAACAACAACACACGCUUCUACAACAGGACAAAGUCAGAACCACUGUCCCACCCUGAGAACGGCCUGUCUAACGACGAUUCCACAAAGGAUCCCAAUCCCAGCACCCGGCCCCCUCACACUGCAACCGCAACGGACUACAGAGCAACAAAGAAGGAGCGUCCAUAUUACCCAGGACACACACACACGCCACCACCCCUACGACGCGUCAGCUCCAACCCAACAGAACUCGGCCAGAUGUGUCCACCUAGACGAGUGGAGGCAGCCAGCUCAACAACAGGCCCAGACCACCUGAAACAGGACAAGGAGGGUUCAGGGAACAACGCCUCUUCCUGGUCAGUUGAUGAGGUCAUGCGGUUUGUCCAAGAGGCUGACCCUCAAACUCUCGGCCCACACGUCGAACUGUUCAAAAAACAUGAGAUCGAUGGCAGAGCUCUGAUGCUGCUGCGCAGUGAUGUCAUUAUGAAGUACAUGGGACUGAAGCUGGGCCCGGCGCUCAAACUCUGUCAUCACAUUGAGAAGCUGAAACAGACCAAACAAUAGAGGAUGAAGGCGCUCUCUCUUGUCACUGGCAACCAAACCUCACACACAAACACGCAUUACUCUACAGGGAUGUGUCAGUGUAAAUCCAGCUGAACCCGGGCCGAGGCUUCCAUUGUGGACACUGAGGUCCAGUGCUCUGGAUUUAUUUGUGUGAUUGUGACUUAGCAACCUGCAGGGAUAUUACAAAUACAAAGCUACACAUGAUCACGGUAUUUUUGGAAUCAAGCUGUUUAAAUUGGACAAUGUUUUGGCUAACAAAUACAUUCAUCAACAGAAUUCAGACCAGAAAGUAUAAUUGAACAGUUAACUGAAUAAAUAAAAUAUGAAAAAUACAUGUUGUUAAAAACAUUUGAGAUCCUCAUUUAGAUUUCAGGGUGAUGUGGCGUGCAUCAGGGUACUUAUGACCUCAGUUAGUCUUAAACCCCGGCCUCGGCCCUGAUCUGAACACAGUUGUUUUUUAAUUUCCUUUGACAUAAAAAACAGACACACAGUACAUUAAUUCAUCACUUGCAUACGUGUAAUGAUUAUCAGAUAUCUCAGCAUUUUUGUUUAUGUUUUCUUCUUUUUUUCCUUAUUGUGAAAGACUGGAGGGCAUUAUUUAUCAAACUUUAAUUUACCAGACAUGCUGUAGGCUUUGCAGCUUUGUCUCUUCAGAUAUCUAGCUGUUUAAGAAUUUAUCCCCAAUCACAAUUUCAGGAUGGAUUGGAAAAGUUAGUUCAGGUACCGGCAGUAAAUCUCUCACUGAAUUAUUUCUAAUAAUGCAAUUAAGUUUAUGAAUGACUGCAUUUACAGGCUGUCAGAUUUAUUUAAUGCAAGCCAGUUGAUGUAUGAAGUCAUGAGCAUAAUAACUGACAGGUACUAAACAACAGGAGGGCCCCUGUUAAGUGAAUGAGAAGUGUUGAAGGGUUUCAGUCCAAGAUGCUGGAGAAAUCAUCUUUGUUGCAUAAAUGAUUCCUGUCCUCAAACACUUUUUUUGACACCACUUAAAUUAUGGAUAUCUUAUCUAGGAAGAAAGUCUGUUUUGUGUGCUGGAAGACAUUCAAGCUGAACAGUUUACACUUGAGCACUGAUGUGGCUUCAUGAUUGUAUUCUGCUUGGACAGUCACACCACAUAUACCCAUAACAAUGACUGGAAUACUGUAAGUGCUGACAUUACAAUAGACACAACUGUCUAGUUUUAGUGCUGUACAGAACGUUGAGGAGAGCGUACAUGAUGAGGAAACUGUUUUGUAUAAAUCGAGACAAAAGGUUGUUUUUUGAUAUAAUUUUGUACUGUAACAAAUUGUAUCAAGCGUAAGUGUACCGUAAUCACUUACUUCUGCCUGAAAUAGUUUUUGUUUGCACCAUCAAAUAACUACCUGCAGGACAAUGCUGUGUCUGAGUAAUUAUUCACAAAGUAUUAAUCUGUUUUUCAAUGGCAGAAAUACACAUUUUCUGAACAUUUCAGAACCCCUUUCAAACCAAAUCAUGUGUGUUGUAGCUGCAUUUCACACUGUUGCUCUCCUGUAGUGGUGACAGGUUGAUGCUUGAACCUGUCUUGCUUUAAUGUGAAACUCAGGUUUUAGUAGAGGUUGUUUUGUAGAUGUUUUACAUCUCUAGCAUUCUGUGUUCAUUGCUACGACAUAGAGGGACUGCACAAUAACCGACUUUGUAUAUUUUCUAUACCUUGUCAUCGAUCGCUCUGUCUGCAGCCUUUCAUGUGUAAAUAUGUGACUUUUUACUGUAAGUUCAACAUAAAAAUGGUUGUUGAAUAUGUUUGAUAUGCA